This is a messenger RNA of Abrus precatorius (Indian licorice), 924 nucleotides long. RefSeq names its product transcription factor bHLH96. The transcript is spliced from 3 exons. Gene Ontology annotation, biological process: regulation of transcription by RNA polymerase II. The coding region runs from base 4 to 924 and encodes 306 amino acids. Gene Ontology annotation, molecular function: DNA-binding transcription factor activity, RNA polymerase II-specific; RNA polymerase II cis-regulatory region sequence-specific DNA binding; protein dimerization activity. The record is from RefSeq and is a predicted model, not a curated record. NCBI's taxonomy places the organism in Eukaryota, Viridiplantae, Streptophyta, Magnoliopsida, Fabales, Fabaceae.
ACAAUGGCCCUAGAGGCUGUGGUUUUCCCACAAGAUCCAUUCACUUAUGGUUGCAAAGAUUACAUGUACUCGUUAGUAGGAGGGUUCCAAGGAUCAGAAGACAAAGCCCUUGUGGGAAUCAUCAACAACAACAAAGAGCACAAUCUGCAUGCAAAUUGGGAGUCGUCUUCUUCUCCUUCAGUGUUGCAAAAUGUCAAGGAUCAGUGGGAUUCACACUCCUCCCCUGAACCCACUCCCACCAACACCACCACAGGUAGGCGCAAACGACGUCGUACCAAGAGUACCAAGAACAAGGAGGAAAUCGAGAACCAAAGAAUGACCCACAUUGCCGUUGAGCGAAAUCGAAGGAAACAAAUGAACGAGUAUCUCGCUGUUCUCAGAUCCUUGAUGCCUCCUUCUUAUGUACAAAGGGGUGAUCAAGCCUCAAUUAUUGGGGGUGCCAUUAACUUCGUGAAGGAGUUGGAGCAGCUUCUACAGUGCAUGAAAUGCCAAAAGAAAACAAAGGAACAAGGACAAGUUAAUGGGUUGGGUGACUCGUCACCGUUUUCUGAGUUCUUCAUGUUUCCUCAGUACUCCACGCGUGCAACACAGAGUAACACGGGUUACCCUGCCACGAGCGAUGGCAAUACGGCACAGAACCAUUCAUGGGCCGUGGCAGACAUAGAAGUGACCCUUGUGGAUAGCCAUGCCAAUAUAAAGAUACUCUCAAAGAAACGACCUGGGUUGCUUUUGAAGAUGGUUGUUGGGCUUCAGAGUAUUGGUCUUAUCAUUCUCCACCUUAAUGUUACCACUGUGGACGAUAUGGUCCUUACCUCAGUUAGUGUAAAGGUGGAGGAAGGGUGUCAGCUGAACACAGUGGAUGAAAUUGCAGCUGCUGUGAAUCAACUAUCACUCACGGUUCAUGAGGAAGCUGCUUUCAGCUAA